AUGAACUCCACACCCCCUUGGCUAAGGGAUUGGCCGGUGGGCGUGUUUUACUGUUGCUCGGACUAAAGUUGGAAACCAGCCGCUCGAAAGUGCUGUUGUAUGGGGAGCGAGAGCGGAGGGGAAGGAGCCGCAACCAGCCAUCAACCAACUGGCCUCGUUCUUAAUAACAGCUAUAAGACUACCCCAUCACCAAAUAGCCACUACAAAUGACUACCAGGAACAAUUUAAUAUUUUAGGAAAAUGCACCUUUCCGCCAGCUCCAGUUGAAAAUAAGCAUUCUAGAUCGCUGUCUCUCACCAGAAACCAGCAUGAACGUCAGUGCCGACUCUCUCUCCAGUACCAACUCAUAUCUCAUCUGUAACAACUGUCAAAAAGUGAUCAGGAAAAAGGAAAAAGGAAUGAAAGUCCCUCGACCCCUCACCAGCGGACCCAGCUCCUUCAUUCCGGAAAAUGAGAUCAUCGAGGCCACGCCUGUGGACGGCCACACCAUCCUGUUGCUGGCGGAGGAGUACUCCACGAGUGGGCGCCUGGACAACAUAACCCAGGUGAUGGGCCUUCACCCCCACUACCUGGAGUCCUUCCUGCGGAGUCAGUUCUACAUGCUGAGGAUGGAUGGACCCCUGCCGCUGCACUACCGCCACUACAUCGCCAUCAUGGCGGCCGCACGGCACCAGUGCUCGUUCCUGGUAAACAUGCACGUUCAGGAGUUCUACCAGAUGGGCGUGUGCGUGGAGUGGCUGAACGGGCUACAGCAUGCUCCUCAGCGGCUGAGGAACCUCAACGAGAUCAACAAGAUUCUCGCACACAGACCCUGGCUCAUUACCAAGGACCACAUACAGAAACUGGUUAAGACAGGGGAGAACAGCUGGUCUUUAGCGGAGCUGGUCCAUGCAGUGGUCCUGCUAGCCCACUUCCAUGCCCUGGCUAGCUUCGUGUUUGGGAGUGGCAUCAACCCCGAGCCAGAUGGGGAGAACACCAACGGCUUCCAGCAGAUGGGCGUCAGCAACGUGUGCCUGUGUGACCUGGCCAAUGACAACAUCCUUGAGGAGGUCCCCUUCAGCAGCCCCUCCCUCGGGACAACGGACUCUGUGAGCGAGCUGGAGGCCCUGAUGGAGCGGAUGAAGAGACUGCUGGAGGAGCGAGAGGACGAGGAGGCCACGCAGGAGGAGAUGGCCACACGCUUCGAGAAGGAGAAGAAGGAGAGCCUCCUGGUGGGCUCUGGAGGUUUUCAAGAUACAAUGGUGCCAACAUCGAAAGUGUCCCAAUUCGUGGAAGACGCCACCUUUGGCUACCAGGACUUUGCCAGGCACGGGGAGGACAACCCACCAACAUUCAGAGCACAGGAUUAUUCAUGGGAAGAUCACGGCUUUUCGCUGGUCAACCGGCUCUAUUCUGACAUCGGCCAUCUGCUGGACGAGAAGUUCCGUACGGUGUACAACCUGACCUACUACAACAUGGCCAGCCACGAGGACGUGGACACCACCAUGCUGCGCCGCGCUCUCUUUAACUAUGUGCACUGCAUGUACGGCAUCAGGUAUGAUGACUACGACUAUGGAGAGGUCAACCAGCUGCUGGAGCGCAGCCUGAAGGUGUACAUCAAGACAGUGACCUGCUACCCGGAGAGGACCACUCGCCGCAUGUAUGACAGCUACUGGCGUCAGUUCCGCCACUCUGAGAAGGUACAUGUGAACCUGCUUCUGAUGGAGGCGCGCAUGCAGGCCGAGCUCCUCUACGCUCUGCGUGCCAUCACACGUUACAUGACCUGAGAGGGAGGGGGGUGUCCAGCUCUCCUCCGACCCUCUGCCUCCCCACCGCCCCCCUUCCCCUGGAGUGGGUUGCUGUGCUGAGUCCUAUACGGAUGGGGGGGUUGUCCAUGUGUCCCCAUAUGUCGUUAUUUCACAGUGUGCCUCUUGGCUCCCAUAACCUACCCUGCAGUAUCCCUCCCUGCCUCCUGGCGGAGCUCAGCACAGUGUCAUGGCUCAGAGGUGCCAUAAACUCUCCCUUCUUUUUUUAUCCCCUCCCAGAGAAUCUUGCGAGGCACAAAAGCUAUUUCAGUGGCUCUUCAUUAUCUCUGAAAGGAAGAAAAGAUGCAAUAUUACAAUAAUACGGAAGAGUCCGACUUUCAGUGCCAAGUAGUCCCUGUGUCAUUAUUUUACUUUACUUUUUAUUUAUUGGCAGGACUGGCUAAUGUGAAAGGGCAGUGAGAUUUCCCGUGGUCUGCUAGUGGAUAUGUAGCCUGAAAAUGUGAAAAUCAUUUUAAAAUAGUAACAUAUUAAAGCAAAGGCCAGUCAUCUCAAACCCGGCAUGAAAUGAGAGAAUAGCACAUUUGAAAAAGCUAUCAGUUCUCUUUGGGUGGCAUGUAAAGGCUCCUAACUGUACCAGAUCAUAAAGUGUAAAAUGGGCAUCUUUAUCUAAGAAGUCUAUCAUUGCAUUUUACACAUCUUUUUUGGCACAAAUAAAGCAUAGGCAGAAUAUUCAGAAAAGUCAUCCGUAAAUUCACGUAUCUAGUUAUGUGAUUCAUGUAGCAUUUGUACCAUCUGUUUAACUGAAUCCUUCCAACUGUGAUGCUUUGUGUUUUUAUACAUAAGAAUCAUAUAUCAGAGGGUGUUUCUGCACUUACAGGAAACUAAUUACUGAUACCCAAAGCGAUUGCACAAUUGACUGAUAGACACUGUGGAGUCACUGGAAGAGACAAAGAAAUAGUAACAUAUCUGAACAGUGAAAUAAAGGUUUUGGGGGUUGAGCUGGAGCUAUAAAUCUGUAUGUAUCAACAUGACAAACAGAAAAACGGAAAGUGUUUCAUAAGUAUACAGAUAAAAUUAAUAUAGAUAUUCUUCUAUGUGGAGUUAAUGGUCUGUCUGCUCCUCGUGUGUCUGUGCAUCAUGUUAUCCUGUGGUGAAUGUUCUGAUGUUAAUGGGCUCAAAUGCAUGACGUAGUGUAGGGAAGGUGAGACUUUGAGUAGGAACUUUCAUAUAUACUAAUCUAUAAAUUAAAGUGAUGGCUUUUUAAAUAGUCAAUUCUUUCAUUUCAAGCCUUGAUUGAGAUGACCAGUCUUGCACUUUUAGGUAUAAUUUUCACCACCUGGUUUAAUGUAGCUUCCAAUAGUGUGGCCACAUUCUGAUUUUCAAACCUACACAGAUUUUUAUAGACCUAAUAAAUACAGUAAUACACCGAUGAUGGGAAAUGGCUACACUAUAUAUUAUAGGCAGCACAGGCUGCAUUCCUAAUUGAUUCCUACUCCCCUAGCCAGCACUGAUUUCUGAUCAGUGGUCAGAAAAGGGAGCCAGUCAAUGGCUGAUUCACACACUUGCAUGACCUUAUCAGAGGUCAGUGUUUGGAUUGCAGCCGUGAACGAGAGACUGUCGAGGAUCUCAGGUUCUCAGCCAUUAAAAAUGAAAGGCAAACAUCAUGUGCUUACAGAGCAUUUUCCCCCAAAUGCUUUGUGCUCCACCGAAGGCUCACAUUGCUGUUUGCUGUAACAUUGCCAAAUCUACACCAUGUUGCCUUCUAUUAACCCAUUUGCUACAGGGGUACAUCUGUGAUAUUGUGGGCCAUGCAUCUGUAUGCCUUCCCCUUGAGAAAAUUGCUCAUUGCCAUUAAGCAGCAGUUAUGCAAAACUCGUCUCCCUGUGAAAGUGCGGCUUUUCUCAGAGGCCUCCAUUUCCCAUGGCUCAAGUACAGGUGUGUCACUAAAGGAUGUCAGAGCAGGAGCAUGUAUACAGUGCAUCUGAUUGUGUGCUGAAAAAAAGCUCUUCUGCUUACUGAUGUGAUUGGGGGAAUUUAAUAAGUGCAAUAUUCAUCUCUGGUGAAUCAUCAAGUUUUACAGUUAGAAAUACUGUGCUAGAGUAUUAACCCUUACAAGAAUUAAGCUCAGUUCCCUAAAAAAGAAGAUAUUAUUUUCCACUUAAAUAUUUGCACAUUUAUAAAGUUUCAGGACUUUGAAAACUGUGCUGUUUUGCUCUAUAUUAGAAUAGAGCAUAAAUUACCACCAUAUGACAGACUUUCAGAGCACUAGAUUAUCUGUAAUACAUCAUAGAUUAGAUCUGCUGGUUCCCCAUCUUCUGUUCUUCUAUAAAUGUAUGUUUUCAGUAUUAAUGGUUUUGUUCAAGAGA
This is a messenger RNA of Megalops cyprinoides (Indo-Pacific tarpon), 4111 nucleotides long. Its product is annotated as sestrin-3-like. The record is from RefSeq and is a predicted model, not a curated record. Gene Ontology annotation, molecular function: oxidoreductase activity, acting on peroxide as acceptor; L-leucine binding. Lineage: Eukaryota; Metazoa; Chordata; Actinopteri; Elopiformes; Megalopidae. The transcript is spliced from 10 exons. Gene Ontology annotation, cellular component: nucleus. Gene Ontology annotation, biological process: positive regulation of macroautophagy; cellular response to L-leucine; regulation of response to reactive oxygen species. The coding region runs from base 309 to 1766 and encodes 485 amino acids.